UGUCGAGACGCGUCCUCGAACCACCACUACCACCACCCACCGCGUGAGGCGGCAUUCCGCAGGUUGUACCAUACAUGCUACCAUCAUGGACAAGUAUAUAACUGUUAGAAAACCAGCUCUUGUUUCACCACCCAAGAAAACCGUUCCGAGCCCCUAUCCUCGUCGCACCUUACUUGAGAAGGUUGACGAAGACAAGCAACGACUAGCACGGAUUUCUGCCCCUCUUUAUUCCGACGGGAAGAAACCAUCUAACUUGGAGGUAACUAAGCACCUCCUGCGCACUCUGGCGGAUGAGUCGAAUCCGAUCACUCACUCCAACAUAUACGAGCGAUCCGACACUGUGGUGUCCGCUACCAAUGGACAUCAACGCGGCGAGCGGAGGGGACACUGCGGUGCCAGGCAAUACUUCGACGAUCGAAACAGGAAACUAGCUGCUCAAAGCAAGGAAGAGCCUACCACUGGCGUCUUGCGGGGUGUUCGGGUGUAUAUUAGUGGUUACCUUAGCGGUACCACAGACAUCGAGAUGAAACACAUCGUCGCCCUCGCAGGGGGAACGACCUUACUGACACCGAACGGGGCGACACAUAUAUUGACGUCUCAACAGCUCAGUGGGUCAAAGACACACAAGCUUCUCACAUCUAAGCGCCGCAAUUUGGUGCACGUUGUUAAACCUGAGUGGGUGACAGAUAGCGUCAAGGCAGGAAAGAGAUUGCACGAAUCUCGCUACGCUGUCGUCCUCACUUCUAGCACUAGAAAUCUUGUUGACAUGAUGAAAGCUAGCAAGUCAAAUUAG
Pisolithus orientalis is the source of this 793-nucleotide messenger RNA. RefSeq lists its product as uncharacterized. Gene Ontology annotation, molecular function: DNA-directed DNA polymerase activity; deoxycytidyl transferase activity. Gene Ontology annotation, biological process: error-free translesion synthesis; error-prone translesion synthesis. The transcript is spliced from 4 exons. NCBI's taxonomy places the organism in Eukaryota, Fungi, Basidiomycota, Agaricomycetes, Boletales, Pisolithaceae. Gene Ontology annotation, cellular component: nucleus. The record is from RefSeq and is a predicted model, not a curated record. Bases 86 to 793 code for a protein of 235 amino acids.